CCCGGUGUCACCACCUCUGUCCCCUCUCCAGGCUCGGCGCUCCCGCUUCCCGCCGACUCCUGCCCUCCGGAUCCGUUCCCGUUGCCUCCGGAGGUGGCGGAGCGCCCGUUGAGCCCCACUCGGCUGCAGCCGGUUCUUCCCGCGGAGGCGCGGCGCGAUCCGGCGCUGGGCGAGCUGGCGCGCGUCCUGGCCGAGAUGCCGAGGCCCCUCAAGCGCCGCGGAUCCCAGGAGCUCCGGGCGCCGCCGCCGGCACGGACACGGCUCUACCGGCACCUCAUCCCGCGCCUCCUCCACCGGACGGAGACCGACGACGUCGCCGAGGUCACCGAGGCCGAACCGCGCUCCGAAACGCAAGGAACCGCGGCGCCGGGAAGCCCCGCGCCCGCCCCGGAGCGUCGCUCGGCCCUUCGUGACCCAUCGUGGCCCCGCAGGCGCCCCGGAGCCCACGUGCGCCUCAACCCGUUGGUGCUGCUCCUCGACGCCGCCCUAACCGGGGAGCUCGACGUGGUGCAGCAGGCGGUGGCCGAGUUGAACGACCCGAGUCAGCCCAACGACGAGGGCAUCACCGCGCUGCACAACGCCAUCUGCGGCGCCAACCGCCCCAUCGUCGACUUCCUCAUCGCCAGCGGCGCCAACGUCAACUCCCCGGACAGCCACGGCUGGACCCCCCUGCACUGCGCGGCCUCGUGCAACGACACGGCCGUGUGCGUGGCUCUGGUGCGCCACGGCGCCGCCGUCUUCGCCACCACCAGCAGCGACGGCAGCGUCGCCGCCGAGAAGUGCGACCCCUACCGCGAGGGCUACAGCGAGUGCUACAGCUACCUCACCGAGGUGGAGCAGGGGAUGGGGGUGCUGAACAGCGGUGUGGUCUACGCGCUCUGGGACUUCAGCGCCGAGCGCGACGAUGAGCUGUCGUUCCGCGAGGGCGACGCCGUCACCGUCCUGCGCCGACAGCCGCUCGACGAGCAGGAAUGGUGGUGGGGGUCCCUCUACGGCCACGAGGGCUACGUCCCCCGAAACUACUUUGGGCUCUUCCCUAGGGUGCGGCCCCAGCGGAAGAAGAUCUGAGGGGACCCCAUGAUCUUUGGGGGGCCCUGAGGUGGUCCCGGACCCCCCCCCCGUCCCCACCAGCUGCUCGGAUCCAGAAGUGCCUCUCAUCGGUGCCUCCUCUGCCGUGCCUUAUCCCCCCCUCCCCCCUCCAAACCAAGGUGUCGGGGUACCCCCCCGGCUCUGCCCCACGGCGUCACCUCCCUCAUGGCCCCCCCGGGUCGGUGACAGCCGUGUCACCCCACGGUGUUGGCUUCAAUGGGGAGUAAAGAGCC
Cuculus canorus (common cuckoo) is the source of this 1322-nucleotide messenger RNA. RefSeq names its product relA-associated inhibitor-like. NCBI's taxonomy places the organism in Eukaryota, Metazoa, Chordata, Aves, Cuculiformes, Cuculidae. Gene Ontology annotation, molecular function: transcription factor binding. The annotation marks the transcript as partial. The record is from RefSeq and is a predicted model, not a curated record. Gene Ontology annotation, biological process: positive regulation of cell differentiation; regulation of transcription by RNA polymerase II. The transcript is spliced from 6 exons.